This is a messenger RNA of Perca fluviatilis (European perch), 2314 nucleotides long. RefSeq names its product RAC-beta serine/threonine-protein kinase-like. Bases 549 to 1991 code for a protein of 480 amino acids. Gene Ontology annotation, biological process: protein phosphorylation. Gene Ontology annotation, molecular function: ATP binding; protein serine/threonine kinase activity. NCBI's taxonomy places the organism in Eukaryota, Metazoa, Chordata, Actinopteri, Perciformes, Percidae. The transcript has 14 exons. The record is from RefSeq and is a predicted model, not a curated record.
GUUCCAUUGUCGAUGCUUGUUGUUGGUUAUUAAGUAGAUUUACAUUUACCAACUUAAUCUCCCGUAAACGGUUCAUUGACAGAGCAGUGAAUGCAUCACUGUUAGCAUACAACUAACAGCUGUCAGCGUGCUAACAGCUAACGUUAACUAACCAGUAACUAUUGUCAACGUUAAAUGGCAGGCUAGCAAAACAGCUAACAACAACAACAACGAGAUUAGCUUACAUUAAUUUAGUGAUUUGGUUGGUAAAAACGAACAUUGAACUAUAUUUGCUACUACGUAAAUGUCUUCUUAAUCUCUAACGUUAUAUUUUCCAGUAGCGUUAACGUUAGCUAGCUAGCUAAGUGUUAAUGUAACAUUACAUUAGUUUAAAGUUAGCUCGUCUCCCUGCAGUAACGUUACCUUGCUCUGUUCAAAAGCCAGAUCACACACGAAAUACGGGCAGGUGCUGUUCUGGUUUGAUAACUAACUAAGACUUGAACAGGCCAAGCGAGAAAUCCACUGUUCCCCUCCCCAACCUUCUGUUCCUGACCCUCACAUCUUUCACCAUGAAUGAAGUUAAUAUAGUCAGAGAGGGCUGGCUUCACAAAAGAGGUGAAUAUAUCAAAACAUGGAGGCCCAGGUAUUUUAUCCUGAAGAGUGACGGUUCCUUCAUUGGCUACAAGGAGAAGCCUGAUCUAAACGACCAGACUUCACCACCACUCAACAACUUCUCAGUGGCAGAGUGCCAGUUAAUGAAGACUGAAAGACCCCGCCCCAACACAUUUGUCAUUCGUUGCCUACAGUGGACCACUGUCAUUGAACGCACCUUUCACGUGGACAGCAAUGAGGAGAGAGAAGAGUGGAUGCGGGCAAUCCAGUCAGUGGCAAAUAGUCUGAAGAUGCGGGAACAAGAGGAGGAUGAACCAAUGGAUAUGUUUGGCUCACCCAGCGAAAGCAGCCUGGAGGAGAUGGAGGUGUUGAUGUCCAAGAACCGCUCCAAAGUGACAAUGAGUGACUUUGAGUACCUGAAGCUGCUUGGAAAGGGGACAUUUGGGAAGGUGAUUCUGGUCAAAGAAAAGUCGACCGGAGUACAUUAUGCCAUGAAAAUACUGCGCAAAGAGGUCAUCAUAGCCAAGGAUGAGGUGGCCCAUACAGUUACAGAGAGCAGAGUGUUACAAAACACACGACACCCCUUCCUCACGACACUGAAGUAUGCCUUCCAAACCCACGAUCGACUCUGUUUUGUAAUGGAAUAUGCCAACGGAGGCGAGCUCUUCUUCCACCUGUCACGGGAACGAGUGUUCACGGAAGACCGGGCACGCUUCUAUGGUGCUGAGAUUGUGUCGGCGCUCGAGUACCUCCACUCACGUGACGUUGUUUAUCGUGAUCUAAAGCUGGAGAAUCUGAUGCUGGAUAAAGACGGCCACAUCAAAAUCACAGAUUUUGGCCUUUGUAAGGAAGGCAUUACCCCUGACGCUACCAUGAAAACCUUCUGUGGUACUCCUGAAUAUCUGGCACCUGAGGUUCUAGAAGAUAAUGACUAUGGCCGGGCGGUGGACUGGUGGGGUCUGGGUGUAGUCAUGUAUGAGAUGAUGUGCGGCCGUCUGCCUUUCUACAACCAAGACCAUGAGCGUUUGUUUGAGCUCAUCCUCAUGGAGGAAAUCCGCUUCCCCAGGAACCUGUCGCCCGAGGCCAAGUCCCUGCUGGCUGGCCUACUCAAGAAAGACCCCAAACAGAGGUUGGGUGGAGGUCCCACUGAUGCCAAAGAAGUAAUGAGUCACAAAUUUUUUAUCAUCAUCAACUGGCAGGAUGUGGUACAAAAGAAGCUUACCCCACUGUUCAAACCACAAGUGACAUCAGAGACAGACACCCGGUACUUUGAUGAUGAGUUCACAGCACAGACCAUCACGCUCACUCCUCCAGACAAGUAUAACAGUCUGGACUGCGAGGACCCUGGCCAGCAAGCACAUUUCCCCCAGUUCUCCUACUCUGCUAGCAUAAGAGAGUGAUAGCAUCUCUGCCACACACACACAAAAACAAAUGAGGCAUGAACACCUUGGCCACAUCCUUACAGCUGUAAAAUGACCAGAACCUCCAUCUUUAAUGAGGUUUAGUCUGCCAGCAUCAAAGUGCCUCAGCUGGCAGCCAUAUUGCUUUAUAGAAGCCCCCUCUGUCAACACUACGGUCAAAGCCUGGUCAUACUGACUGUACUGUAUCAAACUGGACUUCAGGACCUCACAUAGUCAUCAGCACAACUGAAAAACAACUGUCUGAAGCACCUUUGGAUGGCCUAUAACUGCUGCUGCUUUUUCAAUAUAAACCGUUGAUCAUU